Pteropus alecto (black flying fox) is the source of this 4204-nucleotide messenger RNA. RefSeq names its product apolipoprotein L domain containing 1 (gene APOLD1). The record is from RefSeq and is a predicted model, not a curated record. Gene Ontology annotation, cellular component: membrane; extracellular region. Bases 360 to 1139 code for a protein of 259 amino acids. Gene Ontology annotation, biological process: lipid transport; lipoprotein metabolic process. The transcript has 3 exons. Gene Ontology annotation, molecular function: lipid binding. Lineage: Eukaryota; Metazoa; Chordata; Mammalia; Chiroptera; Pteropodidae.
GGAUGUGGUAGGCUCGGGAAAAAUUCUUUGGAGAGGAUUCUGGAAUGGUCCAUAUAUGCUUUCUGGAGAGGCAAGAGGGAGAAGAGAUCCCCUUGGAUCCACCAACAAAGAACCAUGAACUGGAGAAUGAGGCUUCCAGCCUGCUCUACAAAUUCCAGACUUGCCAGCCCCACAAUCGUCUGAGCCAAUUCUUUAAAAGAAAUCUUUCUCUCUAUACUUAUAUCCUAUUGGUUCUUUUUCUCUGGAGAAUCCUAACUAAUUCAAGGCAGAAGAACAAAGUCUGAGAGUGAAGAAGAGACUCUGAAUGGAGAAGAGUGAAAGAUCUACUCUCAGAUGAAGCUGACCUAUGGUGAAGAGCUAUGUUGCAGAAUAUGCUGCCAGAUGAAAAAGUCCAAGGCAUGGAGGGGCCAGCGGCCCGGGAGCUGCAGGGCGCAGAAGCACUGCGGCGCUUCCAGGGUCUGCUGCUGGACCGCCGGGGCCGACUGCACAGCCAGCUGCUGCGCCUCCGCGAGGUGGCCCGGCGCCUCGAGCGCCUCCGCAGGCGCUCCCUGGCGGCCAACGUGGCGGGCAGCUCACUGAGCGCCGCGGGCGCCGUCACCGCCAUCGUGGGGCUCUCGCUCAGCCCAGUCACCCUGGGGGUCUCGCUCGUGGCGUCGGCCGUGGGGCUGGGGGUGGCCACCGCCGGAGGGGCCGUCACCAUCACGUCCGACCUCUCCCUGAUCUUCUGCAACUCUCGGGAGGUGCGGAGGGUGCAGGAGAUCGCGGCCACCUGCCAGGACCAGAUGCGCGAGAUCCUGAGCUGCCUGGAGUUCUUCUGCCGCUGGCAGGGCCGCGGGGACCGCCAGCUGCUGCAGUGUGGCAGGAACGCCUCCAUGGCCCUGUACAACUCCGUCUACUUCAUCGUCUUCUUCGGCUCACGUGGCUUCCUCAUCCCCAGGCGGGCCGAAGGGGCCACCAAGGUUAGCCAGGCUGUGCUGAAGGCCAAGAUUCAGAAACUGGCGGAAAGCCUGGAGUCCUGCACGGGGGCUCUGGACGAACUCAGUGAGCAGCUGGAGUCCAGAGUGCAGCUCUGCACGAAGUCCAGCCGUGGCCACCACCUCAAGAUCUCUGCUGACCAGCCCUCAGCGCUGUUUUUCUGAGAACAUCCUUUCCCCGAAUGACGGAGGCCAGAACUCGUCCCCUUGGGAUUCUCCAGAUUUGUAGCUCCCUCACGAAAACACCAGGCUGUGUUAGGAGCUGAACGCAAAGGAUGAGAAAAACCGUUUCUGAAGUGUAUGUGUGUGUCUGUGGCGGGCGGGGGUGGGGGUGUGGGUCCUCACAGCUUUUUUUUUCCCCAUCACUGUGACAUCCCGCCUGGGGUUGAGUGCUAGGGACUGGUAUACGUGACCUCAAAACUAUUUUUCCUGUAUCAAAACUAUUCAGUCUUCACAUCACUGGCACGCCUGUUUUAAGUAGUUGUGUGGUCCCUGCCCGCCUGGUUUGAGCCGAGGCUGGGGGAGAGUGGGGUGGGGAGGGCAGAACUGCCACCCUAUGGGUCAUCUUCAAGCCCUACUAGGCUUUGAGGUCCUUAGAUUGCCUGUGAAAGGAGACACCAGCUUUAACAACUCUCUUCCAGAGUUUCUGAGCCCACUUAAGAUUUCCAGAAUCCAGAGCAAACAGACCCCCUCUGAACAGUGUAGGAGGGUUCAGGACCGAAGAGAGGCCUAUGCCAUCCCUUCCCCUCUCACAGAUCAGCCUGGGGAUAGAGUGGACCUUCCUGCUUCAUAUUCAGACUUCUAAGUACUCUGAAAGGGGAACAACCAGUCAUCUACAUGCUGCUCCCUGCAGAAAGAUGCUAAGGCCAGGGAAGAUGACGUGACCAUCAGCUUCAUUUACUGACAUUACAUUGUAGAGAAGAGAGCAAUGAGUUUGAGUUAGACAGUCCUGGGGUUAUUACAGACUCUGUCACUACUGUGUUAUCUUGGCCACUUAAUCUCUCUGAGAGUUAGUUGGCUUCCUGGUCUGUAAAACAGAGAUACUGAAACCUCACCCUGUUGUGAAUAUUAAGUGAGAUAAAAUGCCUAGCACAGUGUCUGGCUUACAAAGUAUGGCUCCUGGACGGGCAGCAUCAGCAUUUCCUGGGAACUUGUUAGAAAGGCAAAUUUCACCAUUCAACCCCUGAUUUCUGGAAUCAGAAGCUCUGGAGGUGGAGGCCAGCAACCCAUGUUUAAACGAGCCCUCGGGGUGGUUCUAAUGCCACUAAAGUUGGAAAACCACUGCAACAAAUGUUAGUUUCUGAUCCCUUCAAUGAGCUUUUACGUCUCAUGGCCUCUUUAGGAGCUCCAUGUUCUUCAGAGUCAUUCACUGAAGGUCAAGGACAGACUGUCCCAGAAGUAAACAAAGAAUGUGUGUGGGCACUGGUUAAUACAUUCUGGGGCACUUUCUAACCAUGUGAACUAAAGGAUGUAACAUAAUAAGCCCUUUAGAGGGCAGUGUUGCCCACUCAUUGUAGAAACUGGUACAGAAAGGAAUGUGAAUUUACUGGCAAUUGACCUUUUAUUACCUUCUCUGAAAAUCGCCAGACCAUGUAUUUUUUAAUUUAUUUUAAGUUUUUUUAAUUUAAUUACUGUUUAUUAUUUGCAUUUAAUUUUAUUUAAUCAUCACAUUUAGAAAAUAAUAGGAAUGGCAAGUUUCUGAAUGAGAGACUCCCAAGGCUCUUUUCAGGUGAUGAGGUUGAGUUUGACUUUCUGAGACUGGGCAUGAGCUGGAAAUAGCAUCCCUCUCCUAGAAUAAGUCUCUCUCCUUUCCACAUGAAGUAAAUAUGGGGAGUUCUGAAUAGAGAGAUCAGGAGCUGAGUUUAAGCUUAUAAAUGGAGGCUUGACUUGGGGGAUAGAGAAAUGGUGCAAGUAUAUUUAACCCGAAGGUACUUUGUCAGCAGAUAACUCAUGACCUGAUGAGAGAAACUAUUUAGUUCAGGAGGAAAAAAAUACCCAAUUAGAGGCAUGUGACAGAAGCACUUAAAUCUUGGAAGCCUGAUAUCCUGUGAAGUUAUGUCUUAUGGAUGAUAGACAAAAUAGCUUGCGUUAUUUUGGUAAUGGGUCGUAUUUUCACUUGGGGGGAGGGAGUUGUAAUAAAUUUGUAACCUGUUUCUAAGAAAGUACUUAUAAUUUCUUCAAUUUCCAUUCCUAAAACUGUAAUGUUGAAAAAUACAUUGAAAAAUCUUUGUGACCAAACACACACAAAACUUGGCUGUAUUAUUUAAUUCUUUAAAAUGCUUUAAACUUACCCAGUUUCCUCCAUGCUUACCAAUGAUGGCAGAGUGUCUGAGAAAGUAUAAUUUCAGUGCUAGGGGGAAGGGUUAGUGGUUUUAUAUUUUAAUUUUUCCUAUAAAUUGCAAUUGAUCUAUAUCCUGGUUUAUUUUGAAGUUGAUACUGUUGUUGUUUUUAAACUGGUGUCAUUUCCUAGACUACCUUGCACAGAUGCUAGUAUUUUGGAUCACUAGAAUGUACUUCACAUUGUCAUUUGAGUUAUGUCAUAAAGGUACAACCACUCUCUAACUCCAUCUUUUAUUAAUGCUUAAAUAUGAAUUAUAUUCUUCCAAUGCCUGAUCUGUUCCAUAGACAUAAACUGGGCACUUUUGACCGCAGCAGCAGCAACAGCAAACAUUUUCUAUCAUUAGGAUAUUUUGAGUGCAUCAAAGUCCUAAACUCCUGAAGUUAUCUAUUCAGUGGCCCAUUUUACAUCUAAUGAAGAGUGUCUACUUUGGGACAACACUUUGCACAUAAUAGGAGCUCAAUAAAUGCAUUUGAAUAAUUUAACGAACUGCUUAGCUACAUUAAUAGGAAUUUGUUGAUAAGGAAAGAACGUCCAUCCUCUAAUGCGUCUGUUAUAAAGAUUGGAAACUCUACCAGGAUCUAGUCAAGUUCAGUUAAAUGGAUCCUAUAGACAAAUAUUUAUUUAUUUCUUUUGUGGGAAUGUGAAUAAGGCUUUUUCUUAAGGCCGUCAUUCUAUAAACAAACAGAGCGAGAAUGGUAUGUUGUAAAGAAAAGGGAGAGGGGUAUUUAGAUCACAAAUAUACUUAAGAAAACUGUCCAGAGUUUGAAAAAUAAAUAUGUUUGUACUAAAGGUUUAAGUGCUUCUGUUAGUUUCUGUGGUGUACAAUCGUUUGGAUUGUUUUCUUUCACAAUAAAGGAGAUUCAUUUGGUUCUGCAUGUUGAGGAUUCAA